GCGUUCUUGCGUAACACUACAUGUAGCAGCGCAAAGCCGUAAACACAUUCUGAGUUAACACGUUGGUGGCGAACACAUCUCAAAGCGACGCUAUUAUAUAAUGGGGAGCAGCUGUUGCAAAGUCGACGUGUCUUCGUACUUCACAACAAUAGACACACCGGAGGACCAGGCCUUUGGAAAAUAUGACUUCCCAUUCGAGAACCUGGUUAUGGAGGGAGGUGGUGUCAAAGGAAUUGCGUACAUCGGGGCAUUGAGGGUCUUGGAAUCUGCUGGAAUCCUCAAGAACAUCAAAAGAGUUGCCGGUUCGAGCUCAGGAGCCGUAAUUGCAACGUUGGUGGCCCUGGGACUCAACUGUGAACAAAUGGCAGAGAUCAUGAUGAUUGACAUGAGGAAAAUACUUUUCUCUGGGGGACUCUUUGAAAGAUUGAUCAAGCCUUGCAUGUUUUUCCGACGACUUGGCUGGGACACGGGGAAUGGCUUCUACAAGUACUGUGGCAAUAUUCUCAAAAGGUUCACCGGGAACCCAGACAUCACGUUUAAAGAGCUGUAUGACAUGACAGGAAAAGAACUCUGCAUCGUGGUAACAAACUUGGACCAACAGACGGAGGAAUACUGCCAUGUCAAAACCACGCCCUACCUUCCCAUCCGUAAUGCUCUCAGGAUGUCCAUGUCAUUGCCAGUACUGUUCCAGCCUGUGGUGGAAGAUUAUUUUGGAGACAAGACACACUACGUUGAUGGGGGCGCGGCCUGUAACUACCCUCUCCAUUGUUUUGAUGGAUGGUGGCUCUCCAUGGAGGAGCAAAAUUCCUUCUUCAAUAAGCUCGUAGAUCUCACCAUCCUCCGCAGAGCCCUGCACAGAUCGGAGCGCUUCGAGCCUAUGAAUCCGAAAACUGUCGGGAUCUUGUUGUAUUCCGAUGAGGAUAUCGAGCUAUUCUGGGAUCGUCUGACGGAAGAGGAAAAGAAACAUGAGAUGAGCAGGAAAUACAAGGACAAGAGGAAGAUGGAAACUAUCGAUGCAAUGAUAAACAGGAAGAAGAUGCAGUCCUUUGUUGACAUAUUUCUGACAGAUCUGAAGAAUAAAGACAGUAACAGUGAUUCACAAAUCGACAGGCAAGAAAUGCACAGUGUUUUCGAUGAGGCGUGCGCGGAUAAGCUGUGUGGUGAUUAUUGGAAAUAUUCCGUCGAUCAACUCUUUGACCAAAUGGACACUGACAGGGACGGACAGAUAACCUACCUUGAGGUCCACGAAUUCUUUGGAAACAAGGGUUUCCAUUGGUUGACGGGUCCUGUGGGAAAUAGGCAAGAAGAAGGCACGAGCUCGAGGUUAAACCUGCUGGACUACGCCGCGAAGUAUUUGGACCUCUUCCAUGCCCACACCAAAAAGAUCUACCAUAAGGCUGAUGACAUGAAUAGAACUAUUGGUGUGGACAGCGACUAUGUGAAGACGACAGACUUCAAACUGAAGUACAGGGACAAAAUCUUCCUGUUCAAGAGAGGAGCCAGUGGUGCCCGCGGCUUUUUACGGACGUACAUCACAAACGAAAACCUGCACCCUAGAAGGGGGCGACCCCGAUGAUUGUUUGAGGUCAGGACAAGAUAGAUUGCGAUAUUGUUAGCUACGUUUGUGUGUACAUGUAUGUAAAACAUACAUACAUGCAUGUAUGUGGAAAGACGAAGAUCAUGAUCAAGUUUGGGCCUUCUGGCGGGUUUUCUUGGUACCACACAGCAGAACGGUCUUGGUAUGUGUUGUCCUGGUAGCUUAUGUUGAUAUUUUCGUAUUUAAUAAGGACAUUUUAACAAAGGUUCUGGAGAA
Messenger RNA from Branchiostoma belcheri (Belcher's lancelet), 1813 nucleotides. RefSeq lists its product as uncharacterized. The transcript is spliced from 13 exons. Gene Ontology annotation, molecular function: calcium ion binding. Lineage: Eukaryota; Metazoa; Chordata; Leptocardii; Amphioxiformes; Branchiostomatidae. Bases 101 to 1576 code for a protein of 491 amino acids. The record is from RefSeq and is a predicted model, not a curated record. Gene Ontology annotation, biological process: lipid metabolic process.